UGUGUUAGAUGAGCGUUUCGUUCCCAAAAAAUCUCGCUCCCCUUCCCCCACCACGCUGCCGUUCCCUUCGAGGUGCCGCGCCGUGCCGCCGUCCCCCGCAACCAGAUCUACUCUCCACGCCGCGCCGCCUUCCCUCUCAUCACCUCCUCGAUCGACCUCGGUUUCUCCGCGAGCAAACCGCAAAAAUGGCGGCGGCACUUCGGCGUCCAAGGAUCAGGACGGCGUCGCGGUGCACGGCGGAGACGGCGCACGCCACGCACAGGUUCGAGGUCGACGGGUUCAGUCUGCACAUGGGUCUCGGCGCCGGCCGCUUCAUCCGGUCCGCCGCCUUCACCGUCGGCGGCUUCGACUGGUGCGUCCGCUUCUACCCCGAUGGACUCCACAGAGCGGAUACCGGAGACUCGUUCUGUGUCUGUCUGGAGCUUCUGAGCGAGAAAGCCGAGGUGAGGGUGCUCUAUCACCUCAGAUUGGUGCACCACAACGGAGCACCGUGGCCAGCCUUCUGGCGGAACAAACCGACGCUGUUUACCACCAUGGAGGCGAGUAAGAACCGUGGCUUGGACAUAUUCAAGUUCAUUGGCACGAGCGAUAGGGAAGCCUCUGGGCACAUACACAAUGACCGCCUCGUGAUCGAGUGCGACGUCACUGUUAUCAAGGAACCACAGGUAUCCGAGGUGGCGGCGAUCUCUGAGGAUUUGGUGGUGCCUCCUUCAGACUUGUCGGUCAACUUUGGAAAAUUGUUGGAGUCAGAGGAGGGAGCAGAUGUGAAAUUCAUUGUUCAAGGGGAGAUUUUCCCUGCACACAAGGUUAUUGUCGCGACACGAUCACCAGUCUUCAAGGCGGAGCUCUACGGGCCUGUAGGGGAGGGAAACAGGGAGUGCAUAACAAUUGAAGACAUGCUGGCUCCUGUUUUCAAGGCAUUGCUUCACUUCAUCUACACAGACUCAUUGCCCGCAAUGGAGGAUCUUGGCAGCGAUGACAAGGAAAUGAUGAAACACCUGCUUGUGGCUGCAGAUAGAUAUGCCAUGGAGAGGCUCAAGCUGAUUUGUGAGGGAAUUCUUUGCGUAAGUCUUGAUGUUGAAACUGUUGCAAUCAUCCUAUGUCUAGCAGACCAGCAUAACUGCAGAAAGCUCAAAGAUGCUUGCAUUGAGUAUAUCAACUCUUCAGAUAGAAUAAAUGAGGUGGUGGCAAGCCAAGGGUAUCUGCACCUGAAAAGGGCAUGCCCUUCUGUCCUUGUGGAUAUGUGGGAGGAGGAGAAAGUGACCAAAUCUCAAAAAAUUUAGUAUCCGCAUCGUUGAUUUAACUUUUUUAAGUAGUUACUAGGUUAGUUUGCGCAUAGCAACUAGAGAUGAGAUGCCUUAUCCUUUAGUUUGCAGAAGAUAUUUUGGCUAAUAGUAGUUCAUAUGAAAUGUACCUCUGUGCUAGCUCAGUUGUAUUAUCUUAAGAUCUUUUUAUGUGCUGAGUUAACAAUGUAUUACUUCUAUAACUUUUGUGUUGUGCGUUCAAACCGCCAAGUCAUCAGUUAGUCGAACAAUAUCUUGUGAAAUUGUGAUGAAUUAUUGCCCAAUAGUGCAAAUUGUUGGGCAACAUAGCCAUUCAGUGUGAAACUAUUAUGUUUUUCA
Messenger RNA from Setaria italica (foxtail millet), 1622 nucleotides. RefSeq names its product BTB/POZ and MATH domain-containing protein 1. NCBI's taxonomy places the organism in Eukaryota, Viridiplantae, Streptophyta, Magnoliopsida, Poales, Poaceae. The transcript has a single exon. The record is from RefSeq and is a predicted model, not a curated record. Gene Ontology annotation, molecular function: protein binding. The coding region runs from base 9 to 1283 and encodes 424 amino acids. Gene Ontology annotation, biological process: protein ubiquitination.